Messenger RNA from Exophiala viscosa, 2172 nucleotides. RefSeq lists its product as uncharacterized. The record is from RefSeq and is a predicted model, not a curated record. The coding region runs from base 244 to 1941 and encodes 565 amino acids. The transcript has 3 exons. NCBI's taxonomy places the organism in Eukaryota, Fungi, Ascomycota, Eurotiomycetes, Chaetothyriales, Herpotrichiellaceae.
UACUAUGUCGUAGCUUGCUCCUUUUUGCGCCACACCGUGCACAUGAUGAACAGCCCACCACUUGUUAUCGCCUAAGUGAACUUGAUGGUGAAUACGCUCUGACGUCAAACUACCGGCACAAACACGCUGUCACUUGCUCCUUCCUUGACUUUUUGUUUCCUCCCUAAUAUUUCUUCUUUCCCAAACUCUUUCCUCUCCCCAUUUUAUCCUCAUACGAAAAGCUUCAAGGAAACUAUCAUCACGAUGAAGUUCUCCUUCUCCAAGUUCCUCGUUGUCGCGCUCGCCUCGACUGAGGUUGCUGUUGCUAGCAGUUGGUUUGGCAAAACAGCCUACAACAAAUGGCAUGAGACUGAGCUCGAACGAUGGCUCUCAGACCACGAUGUUCCCUAUCCUACCCCUGCCGAUAGAAAAGAUCUUGAGAACCUCGUCAAGGCAAACUGGCAGUCGAAGGUGGCCGAACCAGUCGUUGCAAGUGGAGACAAAGCCUCCGACAGCUUUGGCAAUGUCAAGGACUGGAUCUUUGACACAUGGACAGACUCGUCUUUGAAGUCGUUCCUCGAUCAUCACGGUAUUCCUGCACCUCAGCCACGUACCAGAGAUAGCCUUUUGUCCUCUGUCCGUCAAAACUACGAAGCUGUGGCAAAGAAAACUGGCGAAUACUACCACUACCCUGGUGACUGGCUCUAUACUUCCUGGACCGAGUCUGAUCUCAAAGAGUACCUCGACGAACGUGGCAUUCCCGUCCCUCAACCCUCCACUCGUGACAAGCUUAUUGCUCAUGUUCGACGCAAUGGUCGAUUGGCUUCCCUCAAGAGUCAAUCAGCAGCUUCUGCUGCCAGCGCCUCCUACUCGAGCGGUUCUUCGGUAGCAAGCAAAUCUGCCGCCAGUGCGCAAGCAAGCCUCAGCGAUGCUCUCUUCGACGCGUGGUCUGACAGCAAGCUGAAGGAUUUCUUGGACACUCAUGGAGUCCCUGUUCCACAAGGCAGCAAGAAGAACGAAUUGGUCGCUCUCGCUCGCAAGCAGCGCUCCGCGCUUGAGAAGUCAGCCUCAUCGGCUUCUGGGUCUCUGUCCUCGACCGCCUCUUCUGCAUCUGGAGCUCUGUCCUCAGGAGCCUCUUCUGCAUCUGGUUCCGCUGCUUCUGCGUUCGGUGCAGCCACAUCCUCUGCUGGCAACCAGUUUGCUAAGGCUACCGAUGAUGCAUCUCUCAUGGUCGACCAAGCCUUCGAGAGCGCAAUCGGUACCUGGUCCGAAUCCCGCCUGAAGGCCUAUCUCGAUGCUCGUGGUGUUCCAGUUCCUCAAGGUGGCAAGAAGGAUGAGCUCCUGGCCCAAGUAAGACUCAACAAGCACAAGGCGGCUACCGGCUGGUCUGCCUGGACCUUCGAUACAUGGACCGUCGACAACCUCCGGUCUUACCUGGAGUCGCAUGGCACGAAAGCCAAGAAGUAUGCCAACGCAAACCGUGACGAACUUGUCAAGCAAGUCCAAGACUCUUACGCUUCCGCAUCCAAGUCCGGCGGUGUUAGCUAUGCCUCUGUCACCAGCUACCUUGCCAAGCAGACUGAUGCUGCAAAGGAUACCACUUUCGACACCUGGUCUGACAGUGAUCUCAAGGCUUACCUUGACAACUACGGUAUUCCAAACUACCAAGGUUCCACCACCAACGAGCUUCGAGCCCAAGCUAAGAAGCAAGCCAACUACUUCCGAUAUGGCACCACCUCUCCUACAGGAUCCAUCUACGAGCGGAUCAAGGGUGGUGUCCAAUGGGUUCUCGGACAGAUCCAGGGCUCAGGUGCCUCUGCUGUCGCGACUGCUGCCGCAAGUGGUAGCUCAGCUGCUAGCGUGGCGUCCAAGAGCGCUACCGACAGUGCCUACAGUGCCAGCUCGGCUGCCAGCGCUGCUUCCAAGAGUGCCUCCAAGAGCGCUGCUAAGGGUGAAUUGUAAGGAAUGGAUAUUUGGUCCGUAAAAUUGAUACCCUGAAAUAUGGUAGACGGUGAAUGCGGCGGAACAGGCGGGGAGAGUCGGUUGAUUAAUCAACGAUCAUGACAUGACACGGAGAUGGGCUGGUAACGGCUUUACGGACUGUACCUCUAGAGCUUGAUAGCUAUGAUAGCAAUAACACAAUGCGAAAAGUAUGAUUAGUGUAUUUAUCAUUUUCUCCAUCCUUUAAUGAUU